Frankliniella occidentalis (western flower thrips) is the source of this 1469-nucleotide messenger RNA. RefSeq names its product beta-1,4-galactosyltransferase 7 (gene beta4GalT7). Bases 359 to 1429 code for a protein of 356 amino acids. Gene Ontology annotation, biological process: proteoglycan biosynthetic process; carbohydrate metabolic process. The transcript has 5 exons. Gene Ontology annotation, molecular function: xylosylprotein 4-beta-galactosyltransferase activity. The record is from RefSeq and is a predicted model, not a curated record. NCBI's taxonomy places the organism in Eukaryota, Metazoa, Arthropoda, Insecta, Thysanoptera, Thripidae.
UUUCUAUCGAAAUUCUAUGUUAUGGCAACCCACCCAUAACGCCUUUCAGUGUAUCCUGGUUUAUCCAAGCUCAUUUAAACCUGGCGGGGCAUGUGCGGCGGGUUGCAUACUUCUAUCGAUCGUGCAAAUAACAUUCCACUUAUCGCUUAUCUGCAGCAGGACCGGACCGGCCUUUGUUUUCAAUAUGGCAUCCUUUUGUUGUCGGUGUUUGAUCGCUCACUUUAUCUCAUUUUGAAUGAAAUAUUCAUUGCUCGGGACAUUAGAAUGUCUUUCAUUUUAAAAAUAAGGUUAAAGCUUCUUCCCCUUAUGUCGAAGAAAUCUAUGUUGCCGUAAACUCGCUCAACCCCUUAGUUCUAUAAUGUUCAACUUACCUAGCAGAAAGAAAUUAUUUCUUAAAAUUCUCAAUAGACCUGCUAAAUUUUUUAUCAUGUGUAUCUUUAUAUCACUGUUGUUUUGUUGUCUUAUAGCAUUAUCACCAAUGUCAUCAGAUGGUUGCCAAUGUGACAACUUUAAUCAUGAUUCAAACGUUAAACAAAUACGAUCAAGAACUGACCUUCAUCAACCCUCUGUUGAGAAAGGUUUGCAUAAACUUGCAGUUCUAGUGCCAUAUCGUGAUCGAUUUGAAGAGCUGUUGCAGUUCAUACCUCAUAUGAACAAGUUUUUAUCUCAUCAAAAUAUAAAUUUUAAAAUUUAUAUCCUAAAUCAGGUUGAUAAUUACCGAUUUAACCGAGCAUCGCUAAUAAAUGUUGGGUUCUUAACAUCACAAGCGGAAUGUGAUUAUAUUGCCAUGCAUGAUGUCGACCUCCUACCGGUCAAUCAGGAACUGUCAUAUAGAUACCCUGUGAAACGGGGUCCAUUUCACAUAGCAUCUCCAGAGUUGCAUCCUCGUUACCAUUACACUACAUUUGUUGGGGGAAUACUUUUAAUUAGAAGGGAAGAUUUUCUGCUUGUUGAUGGUAUGAGUAAUAAGUAUUGGGGAUGGGGCCUGGAGGACGAUGAGUUUUAUGUAAGACUGAAAGAAGCUGGCUUAAAUGUGUCACGCCCAGUAAAUAUUUCAACUGGUUCAAACAAUACAUUUUUACAUGUUCAUGACCGGCUGAAACGAAAACGUGACAUGGCUAAAUGUUUUAAUCAAAAAGAAGUUACAAGGAGGCGUGAUAAACAAACAGGGUUACAUAAUGUAAAAUAUAGUAUUGAGGAGGAAAAAGAAAUAACAGUUGAUGGAGCACAUGCUCAUAUUUUGAACAUAAAACUAAGUUGCAGUAGAGAACUUACACCAUGGUGCUCAUGUGAUGCUGAAAAAAGCAUCCCAAAGCAAUUAGAAUCUCAAAUUUCCAAGGGUGGGAAGAAUUUAGAGAAAUUAAACAGUGUUAUUGUGCCAAAUGUUAAAAAGACUGUUAAAAAUGGAAAUAGGAAAAGAAAAAAGUAAAAGAAAAUAAAACCCAAGACUUGGUUCUUAUAGAAAUUGA